Molecule: messenger RNA, 2161 nt
Organism: Somion occarium
Lineage: Eukaryota; Fungi; Basidiomycota; Agaricomycetes; Polyporales; Cerrenaceae
Source: the annotation of a GenBank genome assembly
AAGUCUUCACUGUCGCAGCCUCGACAUACUCAGCUUCCCCUCCGUUCUCAUUGUUGUCAGGCUUAUAUAGUCAGUAUGCCCGGUAUUAGUGCGAAGAACACAAAGAAAAGGCCUGCACCGUCACAACAAGGUCCCAAAAGCAAAAAAGCUCACGUAGAGAAGAACGAGCAAUCGAAUGACAAGUCGAAGAAACGCAGCAAACCUGUCACCGCGCCGAUACAGAAGGACAGCGACGUAAGUUCCGAGGAGGAAGACGAACUUGUAGGAGAGGAUGGCGUGGACUUGGAGGAAGCAGAGGAGAUGGAGGUAGAUUCCCAACCCCAAGUGCCUAAGGAUCCUAAUGCUGCCCGAGAGUCGCAUAAAGCACAACGUGCACUUUUGGAUCAGCGACGUGCAGCGAAACCGCACUCUGUACUACUGACAGAAGCGAAGACAGCAUGGUCGCUUGCUCGCCAGAAAAACGUCUCGAAAGGGCAACGAACAAAACACAUCAAUGCCUUGAUGGAUAUCAUCCGUGGACAUGUCAAGGAGAUUGUCUUCAAGCACGAUGCGAGCCGUAUCGUGCAAACCGUAGUGAAGUACGGUGGUGCAAAGGAGCGGAAUGAGAUUGCGUUGGAGUUGAAGGGAAGGUAUCAGGAAUUGGCGCAGAAUAAAUACUCAAAGUUUCUCGUCUCCAAACUCAUACGUCUAUGUCCCAACCACAGGACGUCUAUCCUCAAGGAAUUCCAAGGUUCCACUAGGCGUCUUUUACUUCAUAGGGAAGCAUCCAGCGUUUUGGCAGAUGCUUUUGAGCUGUACGCGAAUGCUUAUGAGCGGUCGCUGCUGCUUCGUGACUUCUACGGCAAGGAAGCUAGCCUGUUCACCUUGACAAGCGGCAGUGACGAGGAGAAAGAGCAGUCAAAGAAAGGACUCAAGGGCUUGUUAGAUGGCGUCGACAAGGAAAGAAGGAGACGGACGUUGACGGCUGUGAAAGAGAAUCUCACAUCCAUCUUCAACAAUCCUGACAAGGGUGCUGUCUCGCACGCGAUUGUACAUCGCGUACUUUGGGAGUACCUUUCCGCCCUCGGUGGAGUGGAAGAUGAGGCCGAGCGAGAGAAACUUCGUCGAGAAUUGUUCGAGAGCUGUCAGGACGUCCUUGCUGAGAUGGUCCAUACUCGAGAUGGUAGUCGUGUAGUGAGAGAAUUCAUCGCAACCGGGACAGCCAAGGACAGGAAGAUCAUCGUGAAAGCUAUCAAGCCCCACGUCGAGCGAAUGUCUCUUGAUGAAGAGGCACAACUUGUCCUGUUCACUGCCUUGGAUGUCAUUGAUGACACAAAGCUCACGUCAAAGUCUUUAGUCUCGGAUAUCGUUGGCUCGGCAUCGAAACUAUACACAUCCCCUCAAGGUCGACGGUCACUAAUAUACCUCGUAUCGCCUCGUACACGACGGCAUUUCACUCCUGCUCAAAUAUCUCUACUUGCUGAAACGGAUCCUAUUCGAGCGCAAACGAGUAAGAAGGAUGAACAAACACGAAUGCAAGAGAUUCGAAAAGCUGCUAGCGAGCCUCUUCUUGCGUGGAUAUCAGAACACGGUGCCGAAGUCCUGCGAGACCCAGGAGGAAGUCUUGUCCUCGGCGAGAUCAUGCUUCAUGCCGAUGGUGAUAAGUCCGCAGCAUCGGAGGCCCUCCUGAAAGCCAUUGCUACUCCUUAUCCUUCGCAGGACCCAGCCACUCCUCAUCCAAUUUCUCUGCCACACGCCUCGCGGCUAUACAAACUCCUGUUGCAAGGGGGUCAUUUCUCGCAACAGACCAAAACUGUUGUUCGCUCCGAACUUUUUUCACCAUUGGACUUCGCCCAGAAAUUCAUCGACAUUGUAGGGCAGGACGCUACAAUCUCACUGACAAAGGGCGAUGGUGUAUUUCUGGUAACAGCAUUGUGCGAGACUGUUGUGUCUGGUGGCGACAAGAACAAGUCGCUGCAGAAAACAUUGAGAACUUGGUUCAGCACUGAUGUUAGAAAGACGUUAGAAGCAGAUAAGGAGAAGAGGGGAAUGUCAACGCUCUUAACACAAAUAUCCGCACUCUCGUAGUAAACCUUCGUAUCCUUUAGCUUCUGUCUUUAGGAUGUCUCGACAUAUUCUGCUCCUUCAUCUUGUGCUGCAAACCAUUUCUUGAAGACUUGCC